Messenger RNA from Cynoglossus semilaevis (tongue sole), 1602 nucleotides. Its product is annotated as immediate early response gene 5-like protein. The record is from RefSeq and is a predicted model, not a curated record. NCBI's taxonomy places the organism in Eukaryota, Metazoa, Chordata, Actinopteri, Pleuronectiformes, Cynoglossidae. The transcript has a single exon. Bases 232 to 1122 code for a protein of 296 amino acids.
UUCCGGUCCGUAUCGUACCGUACCGUAUCGUACCGUACCGUACCGUACCGCUCCGCUCCUUUUUGGCCCCGCACUAAGAUGUCAAAGCCCGGCCGAGGUUGACAGGUUUGACCGCCGUGACUCCAGGCUCGUGGUGAUAUUUACAUAUAUAACUGAAGCACCGCCUCCCUCCCAUUGGACGAUACCUCCGCGAGGGGCGUGGCCGGGAGAGAGGAGAGUUCCCAGAGUCCCAUGCCCCUACUGGGAAAGACAUGGAGCGCCAUGGACGCGGUCUACACGGACCUGGAGGGAACCUCCGCUGAAGACGUCGGUAUCUGUCCGCUCAGGGAACCGACCGGCGGCGGGGUCGGGGUCGCGGCCCGGGCGAGGAUGGAGAGUUCACUGGACGCGCAGAACCUGAUCUCCAUUUCUCUGAGGAAGAUCCAGAGCUCCAGGACGCAGCGAGGAGGCAUCAAGCUCCACAAGAACUUGCUGGUGACCUACGUGCUGAGGAGCGCCCGGCAGCUGUACGUCAGCGGGAACUUGUCGCAGACGCCGCCGCAGACGCCGCGUCCGCGCGAGGAUGCGACCGCGGGACUGAGCGGCAGCUUGACGGAGUUGGCCCACGACUUGUACAACUUUCCCGGGCUGGAGUCGGACACUUGGCAGCACCAGCAGCAGCAGCAGGCGCCAGAGGAGCAACAAGCCCCCCCCGGGGCCGACUCCGAGCUCACGGUGCCGGGCGUCCUCUGGUGGGACUCGAACACGCAGAGCAACCAGAAGACCGUCCUGGACCUGGACACGCACGUCGUGACCACGGUCACCGCCGGCCACUUCCUCCCGGACUGUUGCGCGCACGGACGGGGCGGCAAGAAGCGCAGGACGGACGCGAGUGAGCCCGUCGGUGAGCCGUCGGACUUCGGGUCGGUGCCGCGUAAGAGGCCGCGGACCGAGGAGGGCUGCGAACACUUGGACGGCACCGACGUCUCCCACUUGAUGUCGGUGCUGGGCUCCAGCGGACUCUCCGAGUUUGUCAGUUGGCAGCAGACGGACCUGGAGCAGAUACGGACCGUUCAAAGCAUCAGUUUACGACACUCGGGGUUGACGUACGGCAGCUGGACCCGAGCCAUCGAAGCCUUUUGAUUCACUUCCUUUGUACCUUUGUUUGUUUGGUUUUGUUUUGUUUUGUUUGUUUUCAGAAAAUAAACCAGCGCAACUGCAGUUUUUUUUCUACCCCCGCCGCGUCAGUGACUCAGCUCACAGACCGUCCGUGAUCACGGGUCAGUUGAACGGAGUAAACCGCUUGUUCCGUCCGUCUGUUUCCACUCUCUGACUCCGUUCCUCUGCGUCGGUGUCUGAAGAGCUCCACCAUGUGGCUGUAGCGGAGAGGUGCAGCCACCGACAACAGACCAAAAAAACAGAACACGAGUCUGUGUGACGUGUUAUUUCUAACAUGAUCUGCUUUGAUCGAUCAAUAAAAAAAUGAAAUAAACGAUUCACAACGAACACGAUACGGUGUUGACUGUACCGCGAUUCGAGACGACGAUAAGAAAAAAAAAAGGUUCGAUGUCUGUGACGCUGUAGUCGUUUACAGAUGGAAGUUUGAAAAGUUGAUUUUUUUUU